Messenger RNA from Poeciliopsis prolifica (blackstripe livebearer), 6994 nucleotides. RefSeq names its product fibroin heavy chain-like. Lineage: Eukaryota; Metazoa; Chordata; Actinopteri; Cyprinodontiformes; Poeciliidae. The annotation marks the transcript as partial. The record is from RefSeq and is a predicted model, not a curated record. The transcript has 46 exons.
UUUGGACCAGGGGGUGCAGGAUUUGGACCUGGCGGUGCAGGAGUUGGACCUGGUGGUGCAGGAGUUGGACCUGGCGGUGCAGGAGUUGGACCUGGUGGUGCAGGAGUUGGACCAGGGGGUGCAGGAUUUGGACCUGGUGGUGCAGGAGUUGGACCAGGGGGUGCAGGAUUUGGGCCUAGUGGUGCAGGAUUUGGACCUGGCGGUGCAGGAGUUGGACCUGGUGGUGCAGGAGUUGGACCUGGCGGUGCAGGAGUUGGACCUGGUGGUGCAGGAGUUGGACCUGGAGGAACUCUUCCAGGUGGAGCUCCGUUAUUACCUCAGACUGGUGCAGGAGCCGGAGGAAAAAGUGGUGGUAAAGCAUCCAAGCAAGUUCCAGGCAUCGGCGUACCUGGACUUUAUCAGGGUGGAUUUGUUCCAGGUCAAGGUUUUGGAGGCCGAGGGGUUCUCCCUGGAGUAGUCACUGGUUCUGGAAUUGGGCCUCAAACUGGAACUGGAGUACUUGGUCAAGGCGGGGUAGGACAAGGAAGCAAUGGUCGAGGACAAACAUUAUCUGGAGUUUUUCAUGGUUACCCUCUAAUAUCACCAAAAUCAGGGACAGGAAAAUCAAAGAAGCCAGGAAAAGCUGCAGCCAAAUAUGGUGGUGCUGGAGCUGGAGGAGGCCAUCUUGGUCAGGGAGGUGCCUUAGGCACUGGAGGUCUUCCUGGAGGUGGCACAGGUAUUGUUCCUGGAGCAGGAAGUGGAACUGGAACAGGAGUCGUACCAGGUGGAGUCGGACCAGGUGGAGUCAGACCAGGUGGAGUCGGACCAGGUGGCGUCGGACCAGGUGGCGUCGGACCAGGUGGCGUCGGACCAGGCGGCGUCGGGCCAGGCGGCGUCGGACCAGGUGGAGUUGGACCAGGUGGAGUCAGGCCAGGUGGAAUCGGACCAGGUGGCGUCGGACCAGGCGGCGUCGGACCAGGUGGCAUCGGACCAGGUGGCAUCGGACCAGGUGGCGUCGGACCAGGCGGCGUCGGACCAGGCGGCGUCGGACCAGGUGGCAUCGGACCAGGUGGCGUCGGACCAGGCGGCGUCGGGCCAGGUGGCGUCGGACCAGGUGGAGUUGGAACAGGUUAUGGUCCUGGCUCAGCAAAAGCACGCAAAUAUGGUCCUGGAACUGGAGUUGGUCCCAGCACAGCAGGGGGCGGUCUAGGAGGACAGCUAGGAGGAGGACUUGGCCAGGGUACAGGGUUGGGGCCUGGAUAUGUACCUGGGGGAAUUGGACCUGGAGCAGUUGGACCAGGUGGAGUCAGACCAGGUGGUGCUGGGACUGGUUAUGGAUCAGGAGGAGUUGUACCUGGUGGUGCAGGGACUGGAUAUGGAUCUGGUGGUGUUGGACCAGGUGGUGCUGGGACUGGAUAUGGACCUGGAGGUGUUGGACCAGGUGGUGCUGGGACUGGAUAUGGACCUGGAGGUGUUGGACCAGGUGGUGCUGGGACUGGAUAUGGACCUGGAGGUGUUGGACCAGGUGGUGCUGGGACUGGAUAUGGACCUGGAGGUGUUGGACCAGGUGGUGCUGGGACUGGAUAUGGACCUGGUGGUGUUGGACCAGGUGGUGCUGGGACUGGAUAUGGACCUGGUGGUGUUGGACCAGGUGGUGCUGGGACUGGAUAUGGACCUGGAGGUGUUGGACCAGGUGGUGCUGGGACUGGAUAUGGACCUGGAGGUGUUGGACCAGGUGGUGCUGGGACUGGAUAUGGACCUGGAGGUGUUGGACCAGGUGGUGCUGGGACUGGAUAUGGACCUGGUGGUGUUGGACCAGGUGGUGCUGGGAUUGGAUAUGGACAAGGAGGAACUGGCACUGGAACAGGAACUGGGGGAUAUGAUGCCAGUGCCAAAGCUCGUAAAUAUGGCAUGCUAAGUGGAGCACUUGGAGGACCAGGAUUAGGACCAGCUGGAGUUGGGCCGGCUGGAGUUGGUCCAGGUGGCGCUGGUACAGGAUAUGGGCCAGGAAGAGUUGUACCUGGUGGUGUUGGCACUGGUGGCGCUGGGACUGGUUAUGGACCUGGGGGAGUGGGAUCUGGUGGUGUUGUACCAGGUGGUGCUGGGACUGGUUAUGGACCUGGAGGAACUGGCACUGGAACAGGAACUGGGGGAUAUGAUGCCAGUGCCAAAGCUCGUAAAUAUGGCAUGCUAAGUGGAGCACUUGGAGGACCAGGAUUAGGACCAGCUGGAGUUGGGCCGGCUGGAGUUGGUCCAGGUGGCGCUGGUACAGGAUAUGGGCCAGGAAGAGUUGUACCUGGUGGUGUUGGCACUGGUGGUGCUGGGACUGGAUAUGGACCUAGUGGUGUUGGACCAGGUGGUGCUGGAACUGGAUAUGGGCCUGGUGGUGUAGGACCAAGUGGUGCUGGGACUGGAUAUGGGCCUGGUGGUGUUGGACCAGGUGGUGCUGGGACUGGAUAUGGACCUGGUGGUGUUGGACCAGGUGGUGCUGGGAUUGGAUAUGGACAAGGAGGAACUGGCACUGGAACAGGAACUGGGGGAUAUGAUGCCAGUGCCAAAGCUCGUAAAUAUGGCAUGCUAAGUGGAGCACUUGGAGGACCAGGAUUAGGACCAGCUGGAGUUGGGCCGGCUGGAGUUGGUCCAGGUGGCGCUGGUACAGGAUAUGGGCCAGGAAGAGUUGUACCUGGUGGUGUUGGCACCGGUGGUGCUGGGACUGGAUAUGGUCCUGGAGGUGUUGUACCAGGUGGUGCUGGUACUGGCUAUGGACCUGGUGGCAUUGGCCCUGGUGGAGCCGGUACAGGCUAUGGACCUGGUGGUGUUGGCCCUGGUGGAGCCGGUACAGGCUAUGGACCUGGUGGUGUUGGCCCUGGUGGAGCUGGUACUGGCUAUGGACCUGGUGGUGUUGGCACUGGUGGUGCUGGGACUGGAUAUGGUCCUGGAGGUGUUGGACCAGGUGGUGCUGGUACUGGCUAUGGACCUGGUGGUGUUGGCCCUGGUGGAGCCGGUACAGGCUAUGGACCUGGUGGUGUUGGCCCUGGUGGAGCUGGUACUGGCUAUGGACCUGGUGGUGUUGGCCCUGGUGGAGCCGGUACAGGCUAUGGACCUGGUGGUGUUGGCCCUGGUGGAGCUGGUACAGGCUAUGGACCCGGAGGAUAUCCUGGUGGUGCAAAGUCUCUCAAAUAUGGACUUCCUGGUGGAGGAGGAUCUCCUGGAUCUGGAUUUGGGGGACCAGGAACUGGAGCAGCUCUUGGUGUUGGCAGAGGUUAUGGACCUGGAAGUGGCUCAGUAGCUGGAACUGGUUAUGUGCCAGGAGGAGGUUAUGGUGUAGGCCCGGGAGCUGGAUAUGGGACAGGUUACGGGCCUGGAUCUAAACCUUCUAAAUACGGUCAAGUUGGAACAGGUGGUGGCGGAGUGCUUGGAGGGGGAGCCGGAAGAGGUGGCCUUGGACCUGGAUCUGGCAGUCAAGGCACUGGAACAGCAGGGAGUAAAGCAGCUAAGUUUGGCCAGACAGGCGCUGUAGUACCUGGGGUUGGAGCAGGAACCAGUGCUGAUGCAAAUGGAACCGUCAGUGGUGCAAGACCAACACCUCAACCUGGUGAAGGUAGACCUGGAUCUCCAGAUAGCACAUCAACACCAGCAGGAGAAGGUGAUGGUGGUGCUAGCACUACGUUAGAGGGCUCUGGGAUUCCUGGAGAUGCAGGACAAACUGGUGUAGGUGGAAGACCACUGGGAGGAGAGGGAGAUAGUGCAAAUGGAACCAGUAUCCCCAUCAUUGGAGCAGCACCAGCAGGUGGUUCACCUGUACAAACAGAUGGAGGAACAGGAGUUGGUGGAACAGGACUUCCCCCUGGAGGUCCUGGAGGUGAUCUCUCUGGGGGAGGACUUCAGCAAGUCAGUCCUCUCAAACCUCCAGGUGUUCCUAGAGGCGACACACCAGGUGAGGGAGAUGGGGAAGGAGGUCCUGAUGGAGAAAGAGAUGGAAGGCCCGGGAGUCCGGCCGGCGCCGGGGGAACCAGAAACAUUUCUGGAACACAAACAGGAGUGGGAAGAGGUGGCAGUCCAUCCACUGGAAGUGAAAUGGGACCAGCAGGAGGAACAGCGAAACCACCUCAAGGUGUUGGACCAGGUGGAGUCGGUGGGGUGGCAGGAGUUGGGAGGGUACCCGGAGCUGGUGGGGUAGCAACAGAUGUUGUAAAACCUGGAAAAAGCUACGGAGCAAAUGGAGUUUUACCAGGUGGAGGUCCACGCUACCCUGGUGCUGGCGGCUAUGGUACCGGUACAGGAGGUUUUGGUGUAGGUCCAGGUGGAUAUGGUACUGGGUCUGGUGGAUUUGGGAGACCCAUUGGAGGUUCUGGCAGUGUUGGGACUCCUGGGGUUGGAACAGGCCCUGGAGGUGUAGCACCAGGCUCAGGUAGCGUCAGCACUGGACUGGGUGGAUAUGGUGGUGGCAUCAGACCUGAUGGUUCUAGAUAUGGCACCGGUUACGGACCUGGGAAACCCCCAAAAAGUUAUGGAGCUGGAGCUGGCCUUGGCAGCUAUGGAACUGGAUCAGGGGGAGUUGGUGCAGGUGGCUUGGUGCCUGGUGGUGGUUACGGAUCCAGCGGUACUGGUCAAGGAGGACUUGGCCCUGGCUCUGUUGGCACAGGACUGGGAGGUGUUGGAACCAGACCAGGUGCCUUUGGUGGUGUUGGUACUGGUGGAGUAGGGCCUAUUCCUGGUGUAUAUACUGGAGGUCAAGGACUGGGAUCAAGAAAACCGUCAAAAACAGGCUAUGGAACAUCGCUGGGUGGAACUGGAUAUGGACAAGGUGCAGGAGUUGGAGCCGGUGGAGCAGGAACUGGACCUGGCAGAUAUGGACCUGGUUCUUUUGGGACUGGAGGAGUCGCACCUGGUGGAGCUGGGACUGGAACUGGAGGCUUUGGACCUGGUGGUGCUGGAACUGGGGGCUUUGGCCCUGCUGGUGCUGGAACUGGAGGCUUUGGACCUGGUGGUGCUGGAACUGGGGGCUUUGGCCCUGCUAGUGCUGGAACUGGGGGAUUUGGCCCUGCUAGUGCUGGAACUGGGGGAUUUGGCCCUGCUGGUGCUGGAACUGGAGGCUUUGGACCUGGUGGUGCUGGAACUGGGGGCUUUGGCCCUGCUGGUGCUGGAACUGGGGGCUUUGGACCUGCUGGUGCUGGAACUGGGGGCUUUGGCCCUGCUGGUGCUGGAACUGGGGGAUUUGGCCCUGCUGGUGCUGGAACUGGGGGCUUUGGACCUGCUGGUGCUGGAACUGGGGGAUUUGGACCUGGUGGUGCUGGAACUGGGGGCUUUGGACCUGGUGGUCAAGGACUUGGAAAAAGGAAACCUAAAUCUGGUUAUGGAGGAACUGGUUAUGGACCAGGAGGCUCAGGAGGAGCCGGUCUUGGUGGAACUGGAGCCAGACCUGGAGGAUAUGGCACAGGUGGCACUGGGGGUGCUGGAUCUACUGGUUUUGGUCCUGGAGGAGCCGGAGGAGGCAGCUUCGGUCCUGGUGGCGAAGCACUUGGAUCAAGAAAGUCUGGAUAUGGUUCAACUUUGGGUGCAACUGGAUAUGGACAAGGAGUCGGAAGCCGUCCAGGUGCAGGAGGCGCUGGAGGAGGUCAAACAGUUGGAGGAGUAGGCGGUCUACCAGGAGGGGGAGCUGUGCCUGGAUAUGGCGGAGUGGCAGGAGGAGGCUAUCCAGGAUAUGCAGGGACAGGACAAAAAUCCAAAGCGCAGAAGGCAGCGAAAUAUGCAGCCAUGCAGGGCUUCCUUGGAACUGGAGGCUACAGAGGUGGAGGCUGUCAGGGUAACUACUGUGGCCGAAGGAGGAAGUGAGAGACCGACAGACAGGAAAUGACCUCAUUGAAACAACAGUGGUGCUAUAGCAUGAUUACAGAAUGUCUUAGCUGGUUUAGAAACUAAGGCCUUAACACGUUCAAAAAGCUAUAUUUCUAUUAAUUUUUCUGAAUAUUUCUUAAAAUCAUCCUUCUGUUGUAGACGAGUUUAAUUUAACAAUGUAUUUACAUUGGUUUUCUACAAGAAAAGAAGAGAAAUUGGAGAAAACAAUUUAUUAUAAAGUCUGUCUAGGCUGAGAAUCCAAAACAACGAGUCACAUUUUAUGACCAAGCUGUUUAAUAUAAUGUUUUGUUCAUAGACGCUGUUAGAUAUGAAUUGCAAUAUUGUUUAUUAUGACGUUUUGGGGCAGAUCCUUCAGCUCUGUCUGCAUGCUGACGCACUGUUAAAAGAUACUAUUCAAUAAAAUUGCCUUAAUACACUAACACUGAAUUUAUCUUUAGUUUCACAUUUGUCAAAGCCGCUUUUAACCCAAACAUUUUGGACUGAUCUACAAGCUUUCAGUAGAUAAAAUACAAACAUUUAUAUUCUUGUGGAAGGAAGAAUAACAGCUUUAAUGUUCUUCCUAUAAUCCUUGAAAAGAUUUUAUUUGUGUCACUGUAUUCACACCUCAGGACCUGCAGAUUUUAACACUUCUUACAAAGCAACAAAGAAUUUUUAAUGUAAAAUUCUAGUUAAUGUGUUUGUAUUUGUACAGUAAGGAUGUUGUAUUGUUACAGAAAGUGACAAUGUGACUUUCUGUCAGAUUUUUUUAUGUGACAUUGAUCAAAUCUAACUAAAUAUGAAAUAUGAGGAAAAAGGAUGACGACUUCUAACUACUUUUCAUUCUUGUCUUUUAACACUGUUGGAAAAAAAUGAGCUCACACUUAUUAGUAUUUUUAAAUUAUGCAAAUAAAUGUAUUUGAACACCUCUUUUAUUUGCCUACAUCUUGUAAGUGGGUGUUUUGAAACAUGUCUUACACCUUCAUAAAUAGAUGUGUUUUCUACAUUGUCCCUAGGAAUCAAGAUAAUUUUAAAAUCUUAAUGUAAAUGAAAAUUUCUAUCCUGUAGCUUGACAUGUGUUUAACAUUUGUUUUGUUUGUUUUGCCUAUGAAGAAAAUUAUGAGCUUUUGUACAUUGUCUCCGGAAGUAAAGAGAAGAACAAUAAAGUCUGGUUCUAAUA